Messenger RNA from Culex pipiens pallens (northern house mosquito), 2753 nucleotides. RefSeq names its product zinc transporter ZIP10 (gene Zip71B). The coding region runs from base 626 to 2728 and encodes 700 amino acids. NCBI's taxonomy places the organism in Eukaryota, Metazoa, Arthropoda, Insecta, Diptera, Culicidae. Gene Ontology annotation, molecular function: zinc ion transmembrane transporter activity. Gene Ontology annotation, biological process: intracellular zinc ion homeostasis; zinc ion import across plasma membrane. Gene Ontology annotation, cellular component: membrane. The transcript has 6 exons. The record is from RefSeq and is a predicted model, not a curated record.
GGCACCGUCAGUAGCGAUCGUCGCGUCAAAGUGGUAGCAUCUGGUCUGCCAGUUGUCGGGUACUACAGGGAUCACCGCAAGUGUGGGAACGCACGUGAGGAAGGGUGAUCGUCGCGAAAAACUGUCACACUGAAAAGUUAUUUUAGGGUGGCGCGUGGUUGGAGAAAAAAAGUGUUCUAUUUUAGUGUUUUACCGGUUUUUAUUAACUCAGUUGUUGUUGAUUCAACGCGCCGCGAUUCAGCUCAACUCCACAAUGAAAGUGUACGUACAUAAAAGCAUUCCAGUGCGACGACAUGGUUGAGCAACAUGGUAAUGUGAAGCAUUGAUUGCAUGCAGUGACCGGUAGUGUUUUGGAAAAAAAGUGUUUGCAAUCAUAACAGAGAGUAACAUAACAGACUUAUAACAUCAAGCUCGAAACUGCAUACGACGCAAACUACGCUGGCGCGAAGGUGUUAAUUGGUUGUAUACCUUGAGGAAGAGAUUUAUCAUCAGAAAUCACCAGAAAAUAAACUCUCUGUGAUGUAGUUUGGCGAAAUCACCGUGUUUCGUACUGAAAAGUUCAAAGUCAGGAAACCACUGCCAAAAUUACUUAGAAUAAAAAACGACUAAACCAACCAACAAAACCAUGAAUCGGAGAAGAGUGUUGAGGGCGCUGCUAGCGUUGAGUUGUGUUCAGCUGGUGAUGGUAGCCGGAAGUGGUGUGGAUGGUAGUGCAGAACACCGAGAGCAUCCGACGACGGUAUCGGGUGGAUCGGUUGGCGCAGGAGCAGGGUCAGCUGCAGAGAAUAAGUUCCUGAAGUAUUUGUUCAACAAGUAUGGCAGCAAGGGAGUGAUAUCGUUUGAGGGCCUGGAACACCUGAUGCACAGUCUGGGUCUGGGCGGGUUGGAUUUCACCCCGUCCCACACGCUGGACGAACAUCGCCCGGAAGGAUUCCGCACGGACGAUCUUCUGAAGGAUCCCUUCACGACCCCGGAAGAUGAUCAUGAGGUGGACGCGAAGGUCACCGUUGCGUUCAACGGGAUCGACGACCACGGACGACCCCAGUACAGUACGGUGCAGCAGGGUAGUACGGCUGCGCCGGAGGAAGGGACACUUCGGAAUCGGAGGGAGCAGCAGCAGGGUCACGAGGCGAUCAUCAACGGGUCCGACUGGAUCCGGGAGCUGAACGAGGUGGUGUCACCGUCCACGGAGAAGGUCCAGGGCGGCAAUAAAACUGAGCAGCAGCAAGCUGAUGAUGAAGAUAAAACGCUCAAGUGGCACAAUGAGAUAUGGCAGGAAAUUAUCUUCAAAGAUAUUCACGAUCCUCAGCAUCGUCAUCCGAGACGUGACGAUCACCGAAAAUCCUGCCUCUCGCCAAUGUCCAUGGUCCACCUGGUGCUGGAGGAACCGAGCAACUUUGAGGGAAUGCUGCGUGAAAACUUCAACUUUGGCCAAGAGUUGAGGCACCACUUGCAACGUCGUCGCCGACGAUCGCUGCCCCACGCCCACCACCAUAACCAUCAGGAGGGGGAGGAGGACGGGCAGGAUGAGGAGUGGGACCACGAGGUUGAGGAGAUUAUCGCUGCGAGGAUCAAGAUCACCCCGGCGACGUUCAAAGACCUGUGUCCGGCACUGUUGGCCCAGAUUGACCAGCGAGCGUGCCACCAAAAGCUGAGGGAUCAACCGAUGAUCGAGAAGAAGUUGUUUGGGCAUGCAUGGAUCUACGCCGUGAUCUGCGUCACGAUCAUCUCCAUUUGUGGGCUGGCUGGCGUCGCGAUGGUUCCCCUUGCCAAGUCGGUUGCGUACGAUGAGAUUUUGAGAUUCCUGGUAGCUCUCGCCGUUGGAACCUUGUGUGGAGAUGCCCUGAUGCACCUUCUACCCCACGCCCUCAUAACUCACGGCGAUCCAGAAGAUCCUCACCAACCUUCCGGUGACGAUCACGGCCACUCCCACAGCGAUGAGCCCGUCUGGCUGUGCUGCUGUGCCUUCCUGAGUGCCCUCUUCAUGUACACCCUGGAAACGGUGCUGCCCUUGCUGCGAUCAGUCGAAGGUCACGGAGGAGGUCACCACGGCCAUGCGCAUGGUCGGGCCAAGGUGGCCCCAGCUCCAGAACCCACACCUUCAGACCUGCAUCAGGUCCGACGCAACACCAACGUGACCGACGACAUCGAGCUGGACCUGCAGGACAGUCGGAAGAAGGAACUCAACACGAUGCUGGAGAAGAAGCAGGUCGAGCAGCAGCCGCUGAGUCCGGUGGCGUUCAUGGUGAUCCUCGGCGAUGGGCUGCACAACGUGACCGAUGGGUUGGCCAUUGGGGCGGCGUUCGCGGCAGACCCGGUUACGGGAAUGGCCACCUCGCUGGCCAUCUUGUGCCACGAGCUACCUCACGAGCUGGGAGAUUUCGCGCUACUCCUGCAGACCGGAGUUAGCAUAAAACGGGCCAUGUUCCUCAAUAUCGUGUCCUCGAUUCUUAGUUUUGCCGGCAUGUUCAUCGGACUGCUGGUGACCGGGCUGCACGAGUCGGUCGUCCGGUGGAUCUACGCGGGGACGGCCGGCACGUUCCUGUACAUUGCGCUGGCCGAUCUUGUGCCGGAGAUGAACCGAGAUCUGCACGAUCCGGCGGUGGAGGGUCAGCGGUGCAAAAAGUUGCGCCUCAUUUGGUCCCAGAUCGCGGGGAUCUUCCUGGGUGGGAUGAUUAUGCUGGUGAUUGCGCUGAACGAGGAUCACUUGCGGGUGCUGUUUGAAUAAAUUAUGUUGACUAAUUUUAACAAAA